Messenger RNA from Glossina fuscipes, 3714 nucleotides. It is a transcript of the gene bnl, whose product is annotated as probable cyclin-dependent serine/threonine-protein kinase DDB_G0292550. The record is from RefSeq and is a predicted model, not a curated record. Gene Ontology annotation, biological process: regulation of cell migration; fibroblast growth factor receptor signaling pathway; positive regulation of gene expression. The transcript is spliced from 4 exons. Lineage: Eukaryota; Metazoa; Arthropoda; Insecta; Diptera; Glossinidae. Gene Ontology annotation, cellular component: cytoplasm. The coding region runs from base 361 to 3483 and encodes 1040 amino acids. Gene Ontology annotation, molecular function: fibroblast growth factor receptor binding; growth factor activity.
UAUAUAUAUAUAAGUUUUUAACAUUUCGUUUACAAUUAAACGAUUAACGAACAAAAAAAAAAAAAAAGAGGACAAAAACCAGUUAAAAAACAAAAAUAAAUAAAAACGAAUUUUUGUGUCGUGUUGUUGUUAAUUACAUAUACAAGCAAUUUGCUAACGCAUUUUUUAUACAUACAUAUAUAUUUCGCUAUCUUAAACGAAGGGGUGUAACCGCAUUAAAUAAAGCCCCAGUGAAAUCAUCUGAAUACACAUAUAUAAGAGAAUAUUUUAAGCGGAUGAUAUUUCAUUGGAAAGUGUUGUUGCACUGUAUAGGUAGGAUACGAAAGGCACCGUUCACAUAAUUGAAGCGUGUGUCUGUUCAUGCGAAGGAAUCUCCGUUUGGAUUGGAGGGCCCUAGCGCUGCUGGGUGCCCUCCUUUCGAUUAUAAUCGAUUGGCCGGGUCUGGUUUAUGCAAUGCCGAUUUUAUUACCAUCAUCAUCAUCAUCGUCGUCGACGUCGUCGUCGUCGUCGUCGACAACAAUUGCAUCCACACCCAUCGCUGCUUAUAUUGAAAACAUAAAUGUAAUUAAUGUGACUAAAUACGUGUCGUCUGCUGCCGGUGCAAUGUCAGUUAAGAAUAAUAACAAGAACAAUAACAAUAAUCUAAGUGAGCAAAGUUUGACACAAAACAUACGCUAUAACGCUACUAUGGAUAUUGCUGGCAGAUUUAGUUUAUUAAGGAAACAACGAAAGAUUCUUUAUCUUAACGAAAACAAUAUGAAUCAUUUACUCAAUAAUAGACAUUCAACGACAAAUGAGAAGCAGGAGGUUAACGACAAAAUAACUCAUAGUAUUAGUAAACAAAAUAUCAAUAAGAGUAAUAAGAAUAAUAAUAAUAAUAAUAAUAAUAAUCAUAGCGGAACUGCCAUUUGUGCCGGCCAAACAUACAAAUAUACAAAUCAUCCGAAAAUUAACGCAACAGAAAAUUUUCAUCAAUUAAUUGAGGAAAUUCCUAUUUCUCAUAUGGCAACAACCACCGAAUCCAAUACAUUCACUACCGACAUUUAUAGUGAUAUUGCCAUCAAUACUGAAAGCAGUGCCGUUAAUGAAGAUGAAGAUAAUGAUAACGAUAAUGAUAAUGAGAAAAAUUCUUCAUUAUUUGCUGCUGCAUUUCAAUUCUCUUCAUCGAAUCAUUUAGCUGUUCUAUCACGUACCGAGCGUAGUAUAAGUUCACUUUCAUCAUCGCACAGCUUUCAAAGAUCACCUGAUAGUGUUAGUAGCAGUAGUAGUAGUAGUAGUAGCAGUAGUAGUAGUAGCAGUAGUAGUAGCAGCAGUAGUAGGGGUGUUCGCAGCAGUAGCAGUAACGGUAGCGGUAUUGUACGCCGUUCUUCAGAUGCCAAUGGUGUGAAAUCGAAAAGACUGAAUAAUUCUAGAAUACAACACAACAACAAUAAUAAGAACAACUUAGAUCGCAAUGAGCGUUCGACGCUUUCUCAUCUCUCGGGGCCGUCACGAAAAAUUCAAUUGUAUAUAAAAAAUCGUUUCAUUCAACUAAUGCCAGAUGGCACCGUAAAUGGUACGCAGGAUGAUCAAAGCGAAUACACGAUAUUACAGCGCUCUUCUGUUGAUGUGGGACGUAUAAAAAUACAGGGCGUAGCCACUUGCUUAUACUUGUGUAUGGAUCCAUGCGGUGCUGUUUACGGCUCGAAAGACUUUACUGACGACUGUGUCUUCAAUGAGAACAUGGAAUUGCACAACUAUAAUACUUAUUCGUCAACUUAUAAUUCGAAUGCGCGACGAAAAUAUUAUUUGGCAUUAAAUCGGCACGGGGAACCGCGCAAACUGCAAAUACCACCAACCCGAUCGCUAGGUAAAUUAGCGACAUAUACGAAUGCUAUAACUGAAACGGUGCCGCAAGAGCGUGUUGAGCAAUUAAUCGCGAAAAAUUUUGGAGCAAAUCGUAUAAAACAUGGCAUUCGUCAACUCUGUGAUACUGGCAAACCAUUGAUCGAAUUGAUCGAUAGUAAACAUUUUAAAGCACGUCCUAAGUGCAAUCCAAAUAGUAGUAGUUCGAAUAGCAACAAUAGUAGCAGUAGCACUAGUAGUAGUAGUAGUAGUAGCAGUAGCAGUAGUAGUAGUAGUAGUAAUAGUAGUAAUAACAACAGUCAUAAGAAUAUUAGCUUAGAUAGCAAUUUAGUUAGCAAUUAUGGCCAAUUAUUGAACAACGUUCCUGCUGCCAAUGAUAAAAUUAGAUUAGAAAACGCUAGUAGUAGUAGUGGUAGUAAUAUAAAUAGCAAUAGUAGGAGUAGUGGUAGUAACAAAAGUAGCAGUAGUAGUAGUAGCAGUAGUAGCAAUAGUAAUAGUCAUAGAGAUGAUAUUCAUGAAAGAAGUAGCAAUAGUGGUACCAGCCAGAGUAGUAUUAGCAAUAGUCAAAUUUAUGGCCAUAUUAGUGAUAGCGCUACAAAUAGCACACAAGCCAGUCAUCACGUUGGCGGUGUCAAGAAAAAGAAGAAGAAACGAAAAUGUCGUCCAUUGGAAAAUGAAGAAGAGCAUAAUUGUCAACGCGGACCGCAAGCCUUACGAAAAAAAGCGAACAGCACACCGGGUGCGUUAGGACCCAAACGUGAGCAAAAAUGCCGUGAACUUUUGCUACAGCAACAACAAGCUCAAGUCGCCGAAGUGAUAUUACCACCUAUGUGCAAUAAAAUGGCUGGUCAUAAGAAAUCAAAUAACAACUCCAAUCAGAAGAGACCGAACAACAAUAAGAAUGGUUUCGCAAUGGAUAUUUUGAAUUUGGGUCAUAAUAAUCGUCGAGGCAAAAAACUUAAUGUAAAUGGUCGUCAAGCAGCUAAACUACAUCCGAUGAACGGAUUCAGGAAACGACCAAAAAAUCCAAAAAGAGGCAACAACAACAAUAGAAAAAAACAACAACAGCAACAAGGCACUACACAGAAAACUACAACCGCUAAUACUAGUCCCCCAUCCACUAGCCCCAAAUUAAUUACAAGUACGACAAGUAGCAGGAGCACUACAAUUAUAACGACGACAACGACGACUACAAGACCACGCUUUUGGGAAACUACCUCGUUAAUACCCACCACAACCAUGUUUGAUAAUUUCGAUUUUCAAACUGAAACCACUAGCGAUCGGGGUGAACGGGAACAGCGCAACGUACAUUUCCCUUCAUCUAUCGAAGAGUCAAUAGAAACCUCAGCGGAAGAGCACUUAAUCACAGACAACGAGGAUUCCGAAAUUGAUAACGAUGAUCUCGAGGUAAAUGAGGAAAUCGAUGAAGUGAGUUAUGACGAUGAUCUAUACACGGCGAGCAGCAGCAGUAGCAGUCAUUUGCCACUUACAAACAUCGAUACAAACACUCCACUCACAGGUGGCGCUGAAGAUUUCCUUUACUACGAUCAGCUAGAUUUCCUACCAUUGAGUCUAUGGGAAUUAACUGCUCUACUGUGGAUUAUUGCAUGGAGCUUAUACGGAAUGGAACCUUCUUAAAAAUUCAUUAAGUUACGCUUUAGUUUUCCGUUUUCGUUUUUGCUACGAGUACCUUUUCUUAAAUGAAAAUCGAAAAAACAACAAAAACUUGAAUAUAUUUUUAAAUUUAAUAAAUAUAGAUAGAUAGAGAAGGCAUAAUAAAAAUUCUUAUUAUUUCUGUAUUAUAAAUCUUUAGAGAGAUAGUUAUGUAUUUGUAAGUAAUUAAGGCUUAAAUAAUUUCAAAGAAUCUGA